Molecule: messenger RNA, 504 nt
Organism: Quercus lobata
Lineage: Eukaryota; Viridiplantae; Streptophyta; Magnoliopsida; Fagales; Fagaceae
Exons: 1
Coding region: 1-504 (167 amino acids)
Source: RefSeq, a predicted model, not a curated record
AUGCAAAUCAAGGACGAAGGAGCCCUGACCUUUCCUGACAAGCUGAAGGGAGAUCCUAAUAAGAGGUUUAGAGACAAGUACUGCCGUUUCGACCAUGGCCACGGUCAUGACACAGCCAACUACUAUGACUUGAAGCAACAAAUCGAAGCUCUCAUCAGGCAAGGAAAGUUACAAAGGUUCGUCAGUCGGGAGAAAGCAGAACCACCUCAAGAGCAGGUUCCCCGAUGGGACAACAAGCGUCCAAGGCCACCUCUAGGAGAUAUAAGAAUGAUUGUAGGAGGCACGACAGCCUCCGGUUCGUCCAAAAAGGCUCGAAAAACUUACCCAAAGAUGGUGCGGAUCGAUAACCCUAUCAUCAAGUUCUCAGAAGAAGAUACCCAACGUCUCCACCACCCGCAUGAUGAUGUACAUGUUGUUAGCAUACGGAUAAGAGACUACAACACACAUCGGGUCCUAGUCGACAAUGGAAGCUCUACUGAUAUCCUCUAUUGCCCGGCAUUCUAG